Melozone crissalis (California towhee) is the source of this 2872-nucleotide messenger RNA. RefSeq names its product inter-alpha-trypsin inhibitor heavy chain H3-like. Gene Ontology annotation, molecular function: serine-type endopeptidase inhibitor activity. Bases 1 to 2775 code for a protein of 924 amino acids. The transcript has 23 exons. The record is from RefSeq and is a predicted model, not a curated record. Gene Ontology annotation, biological process: hyaluronan metabolic process. NCBI's taxonomy places the organism in Eukaryota, Metazoa, Chordata, Aves, Passeriformes, Passerellidae.
AUGGAAAAGAAUCUAUUGCUUUGUAUUUUAGUAUUGAUUCCUACCUUUGCAUCCUCAGACUUCUUGCUGACACAUGUCAGAAACAUCAAGAAGCGAAAUGCUGAUAAUGACUUGGUUGUCAAUGGGAUGGAAAUCUAUAGCAUGAAAAUUGAUAGUAAAGUGACUUCCCGCUUUGCACACAAUGUCAUCACCAGCCGAGCUGUCAAUCGUGGAAAUGUGUCCAAAGAAGUUUUCUUUGAUGUUGAUCUCCCUAAGACAGCCUUCAUUACCAACUUCAGCAUGACAAUUGAUGGUGUCACCUAUCCUGGAACCAUAAAGGAAAAAGAAGCUGCAAAAAAGCAAUACGAGAAGGCUGUUUCGAGAGGACAGACUGCUGGUCUUGUAAAAGCUUCAGGAAGAAAAACAGAAAAAUUCACUGUCUCAGUCAACAUUAAAGCAGCCAGUAAAGUCACUUUUGAACUCACAUAUGAGGAACUGCUGAAGCGACAGUUUGGAAAAUAUGAAAUGUUCAUCAAAGUGAAACCAAAGCAGCUUGUCAAAGAUUUUGAGAUUGAAGUAGAUAUCUUUGAGCCCCAGGGUAUCAGUGAGCUGGAAGCAGAAGGAACAUUCAUCACCAAUGAGCUACAAAAUACCAUUAAAAAAACUUUUUCAGGAAAAAAGGGCCAUAUCUCUUUCAAGCCAACCCUGGACCAGCAGCGAAGGUGUCCAAGUUGCUCAGAGUCUGUCUUGGAUGGGGAUUUCACUGUAAGAUACGAUGUGAAGAGAACAACUCCAGAUAAUUUGCAGAUUGUCAAUGGCUAUUUUGUACACUUCUUUGCACCAACAAAUCUUCCAAAGCUGUCCAAGAAUAUUAUUUUUGUGUUGGAUACUAGUGGCUCAAUGUCUGGAAGAGAAAUAGAACAAACAAAAGAAGCACUACUAAAAAUCCUAGAUGACAUUAAAGAAGAUGACUUCUUCAAUUUCAUAUUAUUUGAUAGUGAAAUAUCUACCUGGAAAGAAACAUUAAUCAAGGCCAGUCCUGAGAAUUUGGAUGAAGCGAGGAAGUUUGUUCGGCAAAUUUCUGCUCAAGGCCUGACAAAUUUACAUGGUGGUUUGAUGAGAGGAAUUGAUAUUCUGAAUGCUGCUCAUGAAGAAAACCUUGUGCCCAAGAGAAGCGCUUCUAUAAUUAUCAUGUUAACAGAUGGUCAGCCAAAUGUAGGUGUAUCCAAUACUCAGGAGAUUGAGAAAUCAGUGAAGAAGGCCAUUGAUGGCAGAUACACCUUAUACAACCUUGGCUUUGGCAGUGGUGUUGACUAUGGCUUCUUGGAGAGGAUGGCGCUGGAGAAUAAAGGAUUGGCCCGUCGGAUUUACCCUGACUCUGAUGCAGCUUUGCAGCUUCAGGGGUUUUAUGAUGAGGUGUCAAAUCCCAUGCUCAUAGAUGUGGAGUUAAACUACCCAGAAAAUGAAAUAUCAGACCUAACUACUAACAGCUUCAAGCAUUUCUAUGAUGGGUCUGAGAUUGUGGUGGCUGGGCGCUUUGUAGACAGCAACCAAAACCAUUUGUCUGUGGAUGUAAGAGGUGAAGGUGCUCAGGACGCCCUGUCAUACACUACACAGCAAGGAGCUGAGCAGACAGCUCAGGCUUUCCAAGAACAGCAAUACAUAUUUGGAGAGUACAUUGAAAGGCUCUGGGCUUAUCUUACCAUUGAACAACUCUUGGAAAAACGCAUUACAGCCACAGGAGAAGAAAAGGAAAACCUUACAGCUCAAGCCUUGGCUCUCUCACUAAUGUACAAGUUUGUAACACCACUGACAUCCAUGGUGGUAACAAAACCAGAAGAAGAUGAAAAUGAAGAGGGGAUUGCUGAUAAACCCACUGAAGAGGCUUUCCAGUCUCCUCUAUCACCAUCGUUUAUUUUUUCUCCAAAAUUUAUACAUAAUUACAAGAUUUUUGUGUUGGUUUUGGAAGGAGGAAGGAAUGAAGUCGGGAUGUUCACAGGUCCUUUGAUGGCUUCACCAGUCUAUCACACAUAUGCACCACCACCCACAUGGUAUACCAGUGUUGAUGGAGAUCCACACUUCAUUAUAUCAGUGCCACAAAAAAAAGAUGCCAUUUGUUUCAAUAUCAAUGAAAACCCUGGCAUGAUCUUAAAUUUAAUAAAUGACCCAGUUACAGGCAUCACAGUCAAUGGAGAACUUAUUGGUGAUAAGAGAGUAAAUAGUAAUGCAAAGAUCCAAAACUCAUAUUUUGGAAAACUUGGUAUUGCAAAUAAGCACCUGGAUGUAAAGCUGACAGUAACUCCUGAGAGGAUCACAAUUGAGAAUGGUGAUGAAAAAACAGGUUUCACCUGGCUGGACUCAGUCACCUUGCAACAAGCAGGUUUAACUUUGAUAAUUAACAGGAAAAAAAAUCUGGUGCUCUCAAUGGGCAGUGGUGUCUCAUUUGUUGUUGUUUUGCACCAAGUGUGGAAGAAACAUCCUCUCCACCAAGAUUUCCUGGGACUGUAUACAUUGAAAAGUGAUAAACUGUCUGAACAGACCCAUGGAUUAUUAGGGCAGUUUUUCCGGCCCAUUGACUUCACCAUACUUGAAAUUCAUCCUGGCUCUGAUCCCAAGAAACCAGAUGCCACAAUGAUUGUUAAGAACAAUGAACUGACAGUAACAAGGGGCUGGCAGAAGGAUUACAGAAGAGAUCCUGCACACGGGGUUGAUAUUCCCUGCUGGUUUGUCCAUGACAAUGGAGCUGGGCUGAUAGAUGGUGUUCACACAGAUUAUAUUGUUUCCAGUCUCUUCUAAGUAACUUCCUCCAGAAGCAUAGGCAGACAAUAUUUGUCUGAAAGAACAGUAUUUUCAAUGUAUAAGAUCUAUUCAAAUAAUAUAAGCAUACAUGUUU